AUGGAUUCAAAGAAUUAAUGGAACUAAAAAUCAUCAGUACAAGAAUUUGGAAUACAAAAAUAAAGUUUAGCUAAACCAGUGCAUCAAUAAGUAAAACCUACAUAGUAGGUGGCUCCUAAGAAUGAGCAUGAUCAGAAUUAGCUUGUGCGUAGAGUUACGAAAAGAAAUAUUGCAAUAAAGAAAUCUAUAGUUUCAAAUGAAGGAAAAAUUUAUGAGACAUUUGAGCCUUUAAUGAAGCCAUAAACUCCAUAAGAUAUUGGAUUUAUUGUAAAAUGCUUUUAAUCUCAUUUUGUAUUUUCUUCGAUGAAUGAAACUUAAUUGUAAGAUUGAUAAUUAAUUGAAGAAUACAAUUAGCAAAGAGUAUGUUCUAUUGUAGAUUGGUGAUUGGAUAAACUAUAAUAAAGUAAGGAGAUGGAGCUAGUUCAUUUUUUGUAUUGGAAAAAGGUAAAAUUAAUGUAUUGGUUGAUGGAAUCUCUAGAAAAUAAUUAAAUUAAGGAAAUGGAUUUGGUGAAUUAGCAUUAUUAUAUAAUGCUCCAAGAUCAGCAACAUGUGUGGCUAUGGAAGAAUGUUUUUUAUGGGGAAUAGAUAGACAUACAUUUAGAAAAAGUGUAGAAAAUGUAAUGAGGAGUGAAUAAGAAAAGAAUAGAUAAUUAUUAGAAUAAGUUAAGUUUUUUAGUAAUAUAUUAUAUUAAAUAUUUAGAUCAAUUAACUAAGGAUUAAAAAGAUGCUAUAGCAGGAGUAUUGAUUCUAUAAAAGUUUAAUCAAAAUGAAAUUAUUGUAAAUGAAGGAGAUUAAGCUAGUUCAUUUUAUAUCAUAGUUGAAGGCAAAUGUGGUGUUUUUAAUAAAGAAGAUGUUUAGAUUGCAACUCUAAAUCCUAAAGACUCUUUUGGUGAAUCUGCAUUAAAACAUGACAAUCAAAUUAGAAUGAUGACUAUCAAAGCAAUUGAAAAGGAUACUAAAGUUGUAGCUUUAGGAAAAGAUAUGAUUACAUAGAUAUUAGGUGAUAAAGUUCAAUAUAUAAUCUAUAAGAAUAUUUGUAAAUGGGCAUUAAAUAGAUCAAAAUUAUUUGGCAAAAUUCCAGCAGCAAUAUAAGAUAAAUUAAUUGAAGGAGUUAUUUAUAGAAAAUAUACUGCUGGAUAAAAGAUAAUUAAUAAAGGAGAUAAAGUUGGAUAUUUGUAUAUAGCUUUGGAAGGAAAUGUUAUGGAUGAAUAAAAGAAUUUAAUUAUUAAUAGUAUCUUAAAUGAAGAAUCUCUAUAUGAUGAAGUAGCUAAUACAAAGUAUUUAUAAUCCUUUACGAUGGAGACUGAAGGACAUGUGGCUGUUAUUGAUUAUGAUAAAUAUCGUAAUACAUAUGGAAGUGUUGAAAAAUUGUAAGAAAAUGAAUAAAGUAAUGUUCACUCUAAAGAAUAUUAAUAAUCUAAUGACUUAGUAAAAUAAUUUUAAUUGAAAGAUCUGAUUUUCUUAAAUAAAUUAGGAUCUGGUUAAUUUGGAUCAGUCUACCUUUGUAAGAAUAAAAACUAAGAUACUUUAUUUGCACUUAAAUAUGUUACUAGAGCUCAUAUUCAAUAAUAUGGAAUAUAAAAACAUGUCUAAUAAGAGAAGACAGUAUUGGAAAUGAUGAAUCAUCAAUUCAUACUAAAAUUUUAUAGAUCAUUUAAAGAUGCUGAAAACAUCUACUUUCUAACUGAGUAUAUUGCAGGAGAAGAAUUAUUUGAUGCAAUUAGAGAAAUUGGGUUAUUAAGUAAAUAUGAUUCUUAAUUUUACACUGCCCAAAUGAUACUUUAAAUGGAAUAUUUACACACUGUCCAUCAAAUUGUUUAUAGAGAUAUUAAACCAGAAAAUGUUAUGGUUGAUUAAAAUGGUUACUUAAAAUUAAUUGAUAUGGGCACUGCAAAAAGUCUAAAAAAUGUUUGUAAUUAUUAUCCAUUUAUAAAAUAGCUCCACCAAAAACAUUCACUAUUAUUGGAACUCCUCAUUACAUGGCUCCUGAAGUUAUUUCUGGUAAGGGUUAUGGAUACUUUGCAGAUUUGUGGAGUGUAGGAUGUUGUCUCUAUGAAUUUUUAUGUGGAGGUUUACCAUUUGGAGAAGAUUAAGAUGAUCCCUUUGAAAUCUAUAAAGAAAUUGUUAAGAACCCUAUACAUUAUCCAUAAUAUAUUACUGAUAAGACAGCUAAGACCAUAAUUGAAUAAUUGAUGAAUAAGAUUCCUGAAUGUAGAUUAGGAGGAUCAUAUUCUUCUCUCAAAAACAAUUAAUGGUUUUCUGACUUUGAUUGGGUAUUUAUCAAUCAAUAUUCAAUUUUAGAAUAAAUUGUUAUAGCGUCAACUUUAGGCUCCAUUAAUUCCAAAGAAAGAAAAAUUAAUGAAUGAUUCACAAAUAGUAGAAUAAAUAAAAAAGAAUAUUUUGGUUAUAGAUUAGAUCUAAAAAGAUACUAUGGGUUAGAAGAAAGUGUUUGCUUAACCAAAAGAUACAGAAUGGGAUUCAAUAUUUUGA
Molecule: messenger RNA, 2490 nt
Organism: Paramecium primaurelia
Lineage: Eukaryota; Ciliophora; Oligohymenophorea; Peniculida; Parameciidae
Source: the annotation of a GenBank genome assembly